Messenger RNA from Hirundo rustica (Barn swallow), 568 nucleotides. RefSeq names its product ubiquinol-cytochrome-c reductase complex assembly factor 5. The record is from RefSeq and is a predicted model, not a curated record. The transcript is spliced from 3 exons. NCBI's taxonomy places the organism in Eukaryota, Metazoa, Chordata, Aves, Passeriformes, Hirundinidae. The coding region runs from base 82 to 300 and encodes 72 amino acids.
GUGGGCGCUCGGCGCGUCCUGCAGUCGGGCCGCGCGCGGAGCCCUCUCGCGGGAGGGCGUAGGCGUCGGUGCCGCCCGACCAUGCUGGUCAGCGAGAGGUUGAAGCGCCUUUUGAACUUGGUGCCCGGGCAGCGGCGCUUUGGCUUUUACAGGUUCCUGCCCUUCUUCUUCGUGCUCGGCGGAGCCAUGGAGUGGUUCAUGAUCAACGUCCGCUUCGGCAAAGAGACCUUCUAUGAUGUUUACCGUAGGAAACAGUCUGAGAGACAGUACGAGGCAAGGAUGGAGAAAGGGGAAUUUUAGCUGAAACUCUUCAAGGGGGAGCUCCUGAGUGCUUCAGCUGUCCGAGUGCCAAAGCAGCAGCACUGCCACGUUGAUGGUGGGGGAAGAUGUUGGCUCUGCAAGAUGGACUGUGAUCCACGUUUGUGUAACACACUCAGAUGGUUUGGGCAGUUUUGUUUUGCCAUAUCUGUAAUAUUUGUAUUUAAAGGAAAUGAAAAUGUCAUUGUAUUUAGGCCUCUGCCACUAAUUUAAUGUUUGCUUUUAAAUAAACUAAACUGAGUAAACAGUC